Molecule: messenger RNA, 1206 nt
Organism: Fulvia fulva
Lineage: Eukaryota; Fungi; Ascomycota; Dothideomycetes; Mycosphaerellales; Mycosphaerellaceae
Exons: 2
Coding region: 1-1206 (401 amino acids)
Source: RefSeq, a predicted model, not a curated record
AUGCUGUCGCACUAUCCGCUCCUUUCCUUCGUCCCGGCUGCUCUCGCAUACUUCGACACAUCCGGAUUUCGCCCGUUUGGACCUGGCUACAAUCACGGUGCAUAUCCAGAGGACUAUGGCGUGACAGGACCCCCACUCGACGCGGUGCACGACUCACAGAACGCGCCUACUGGCCUGGCCGUGGACGACGACCACAGAGUAUACCUAACCUACCCUCGUAACUCAGGCCAGACACCCAACAACGUGGUGAUCUGCACAACCUUCAAUGAUGAGGAACCUUGGCCAAAUGCUGCGUUUCAGAACUGCACAGAAGACCAAGACCCCUCAACAUGUUUCGUCAACGUGCAGAAUAUAGUUCUGGACAGCAUAGGCCAGCUUUGGGUGGUGGACAGCGGCAUUCCUUAUACAGCUGAGCCAGGUAGCGAUGCUCUCUAUGGAGGGGCGAAGAUCAUGUCAUUCAACCAGUCGGGCCAGCACAUCCGCACCUACAUCUUAAGCCAGGAUGUGCUCGCGCAUGGUAUGAAUGCGAACGACGUGCGGAUCAACAACACGCUGGGCACCAAUGGCUACGCUUUCAUCACCGAUGAGUCUACCACAAUUCCUCAAUUCUGGCCAGCUGAUGAAGGUUAUGUUGGUUCGUACGAUGGGGAACUGGUGUAUUGCUGGAACGGGACGCAGAGGAACUUCUGCACAACAGGCGCUGACGGUAUAGCACUUGCAAGCGGAAACUUCUACUGGGGGGUUCUCGCUUCCAGGAGAUUCUAUUACGUCCCUCAAAGCAUUGUCAUUGAUCCGAAUGCCACCGACGCAGACGUGCUUGCAGCUGUCCAAGAUCCGGGACAGUGCGCAUCGGAGCAAGCAGGCUUCACUGCAGAUGAUCUUGGACGUGUCUACAUCUUCGCUUCGGAGCAGAAUGCGAUCUACUAUGUCGAUACUCAGCAGUCGGAAGUCACGGAGACGGUGAACGAUACUCCUCCAGGUGGCUCCGGUCUGGUGCCAGCAGAGAACUAUGUUGUGAAGACGCUGGUUCGAAAUGGAAUGAUCCAACAUGCAGACUCCGGUGCGAUCAAAGAUGGAUGGCUAUACUUCGGUACGAACCAACUGAAUUGUCACCGGGUAGGCAGUACAAUAACACCGAUGCACGUCGCGGUCCCUUUCGUUCGUUCAGGGUAUGGAUUGAUGGACGAGGGCCUGCAGCGUAGAUAG